AUGUCUCAACCACUAUUUUUAGAUGUUAUUGAUGAAAGAUUAAUAGAAAGGUAUUCCGAUCCAAUUGAAAUUGAUGAUCAAGCUGAAUUUGAUUCAAUAGAAUUGGAUGGUAUAGAAUCAGAAGUUGAAGAUAAUUCAUCAUCAUUAAAUGAAACAAGAUCAAACAUGGAAGAAGUUAUUAACGAACCAAGAUCAAUUUCAAGUCGAAUAUUACAAAAUAGAGAAGAGGUCAUUCAUAGACUUGAUUCUGAUGAUGUUGGAAGAUUAUCUAGCGAUAGAGAUGGUAAUUAUAAUUUAGAAGAUGAAAUAAGAAGUGACGAAGAUGAAAUUUUGAAUGAUGAGCAAAUAGUAACUAAUACAACAAAUGAUAAUACAACAACGGCAUUAGAUAUUGAAGAUACUGAUGAAGCUGAUGAAGAAGCUCAAUUACGAGAAUUAUAUACUUAUAGGUAUACAGAACAGGAAUUAUUGGAUAGAGGUUACAAGCACCUCUUCUACUUAGGCUUUUCAAAUCACGGUGAAGAUUUAAAUACAGGUGCUUAUUCUAAUGAAGAAAUAAAAGCUAUUAAGGAAAAAGUUUUAAAUUCUAAGAUUUCAAAUACUUUGUGGUUAAACUUAGCUGCAGCAUUAUCCAGAAACCCAGAAUCAAUAAAAGAUUGUUAUAGAAAGAAAGUAAGACCAGCGCUUACUGUUGAAGAAAUGACAAGAAUCAGAAGAGCAGAUGAUGUACGUCAACCUAUUUCCAUUGCUGAAACUAUUGAAGAUUUGAGGGUUGCCAUCACCUAUUGUUAUAAUAUGAAUUUAAGUUAUCCACCACACAAUUUAACACAAAAUUAUUAUUAUGCAGCAGGUCUGGGUUCAGACCCCAAUAGUUUUUAUAAAGUUAUGGCCAAACAAAGAGAAGUUGAAAAAAAUGCAACUGUCAAAGAUGCAUUAGACUUCUUAAAACAAACAGCUGAUAGUUCUGAAAUAAAUUUAAAUUCAUCAUCUUUGUCACCAUCAUUAUAA
This is a messenger RNA of Lodderomyces pseudojiufengensis, 1008 nucleotides long. RefSeq lists its product as uncharacterized. The transcript has a single exon. The coding region runs from base 1 to 1008 and encodes 335 amino acids. Lineage: Eukaryota; Fungi; Ascomycota; Pichiomycetes; Serinales; Debaryomycetaceae. The record is from RefSeq and is a predicted model, not a curated record.